Messenger RNA from Solanum tuberosum (potato), 1431 nucleotides. RefSeq names its product caffeic acid 3-O-methyltransferase 1-like. NCBI's taxonomy places the organism in Eukaryota, Viridiplantae, Streptophyta, Magnoliopsida, Solanales, Solanaceae. The record is from RefSeq and is a predicted model, not a curated record. The transcript has 4 exons. Bases 120 to 1211 code for a protein of 363 amino acids. Gene Ontology annotation, molecular function: protein dimerization activity; O-methyltransferase activity.
AAAAGGGUACUCUAACCCCAUUAUACAUCAUCUUGAGGCCUAACAAAACACUCCAAAAAAAUAAAAUUACAUUAACUCUUAGCUCAUAUUUCUUGUUCAUCUCUAAGGUUUUUUCAGCCAUGGGAUCCACAGCAAAUAUCCAGUUACCAACACAAUCCGAAGACGAAGAGCGUAAUUGCACGUACGCCAUGCAACUACUCUCAUCGUCAGUGCUUCCCUUCGUGUUGCACUCAGCGAUUCAGUUGGAUGUUUUUGAGAUACUCGCAAAAGAUAAAGCCACUAAACUAUCUGCUUUAGAAAUUGUGUCUCACAUGCCUAACUGUAAGAACUCUGAUGCCGCUACCAUGCUAGACCGGAUGCUUUAUGUCCUAGCUAGUUAUUCUUUACUCAAUUGCUCUGUUGUUGAGGAGGGAAAUGGGGUGACGGAAAGGCGCUAUGGUCUGUCAGAAGUGGGGAAAUUUUUUGUACGUGAUGAAGAUGGUGCAUCCAUGGGACCAUUGUUGGCUUUGCUUCAAGAUAAAGUAUUCAUUAACAGCUGGUUUGAACUAAAAGAUGCAGUACUUGAAGGUGGAGUUCCAUUUGACAGGGUGCAUGGUGUACAUGCAUUUGAAUAUCCAAAAUUGGACCCAAAGUUCAAUGAUGUUUUCAACAAGGCAAUGAUCAACCACACAACUGUUGUCAUGAAAAAAAUACUUGAAAAUUACAAAGGUUUUGAGAAUCUCAAAACUUUGGUUGAUGUUGGAGGUGGUCUCGGAGUUAAUCUCAAGAUGAUUACAUCUAAAUAUCCCACAAUUAAGGGCACUAAUUUUGAUUUGCCUCAUGUUGUUCAACAUGCACCUUCCUAUACUGGGGUGGAUCAUGUUGGGGGGGAUAUGUUUGAAAGUGUUCCACAAGGAGAUGCUAUUUUUAUGAAGUGGAUCCUUCAUGACUGGAGUGAUGGUCACUGCCUCAAAUUGCUGAAGAACUGCCAUAAGGCUCUACCGGACAACGGAAAGGUGAUUGUUGUGGAGGCCAAUCUGCCAGUGAAACCUGAUACUGAUACCACAGUUGUUGGAGUUUCACAAUGUGAUUUGAUCAUGAUGGCUCAGAAUCCGGGAGGCAAAGAGCGUUCUGAACAGGAGUUUCGGGCAUUGGCAAGUGAAGCUGGAUUCAAAGGCGUUAACCUAAUAUGUUGUGUCUGUAAUUUUUGGGUCAUGGAAUUUUACAAGUAGAUUUCCACAACCUACUUGGCUCUUAUGAUUAUGUAUUUUUAUGGCACUCUGGGACUGGAAUUUGUAACUUAGCCCAGCUUGAAUGUUUGACAUUGAUUCCUAAUAAUAUUUAUAUUACUACUUGUUUGUUUCUGUAGUUUGAGAGGAUAUCAUUGUAACGUUUGUCCAAAUUUCAUUGAUAUCCUAGUAUUCCUAAUAAGUAAUAUUUAUAUAUUCCUCA